CUGUGAGUCCGGGCGGGUCCCGGAUUCGCAUGCCAGCCCUUGCUAGUCUGGGUGGGGGCGGCUUUUGGAGGAAGCCGGAAGCAGCGACGGCCUCAGCUCCAGAGACAUGGCGGGCGUUAAAGCUCUCGUGGCACUAUCCUUCAGCGGGGCUAUUGGGCUGACUUUUCUCAUGCUGGGAUGUGCCUUGGAGGACUAUGGCGUUUACUGGCCCCUGUUCGUCUUGAUUUUCUACGUCAUCUCCCCCAUUCCCUACUUCAUUGCCAAAAGGGUCACAUAUGACUCCGAUGCGACCAGCAGUGCCUGUCGGGAGCUGGCAUAUUUCUUCACUACUGGGAUUGUUGUUUCUGCCUUUGGAUUUCCUGUUAUCCUUGCUCGCGUGGCUGUGAUCAAGUGGGGAGCCUGUGGCCUCGUGCUGGCUGGCAACGCUGUCAUUUUCCUCACAAUUCAAGGCUUUUUCCUCGUCUUUGGAAGAGGAGAUGAUUUCAGUUGGGAACAGUGGUAGCACUUUAUUCUGAUGGGAAGCAUUGAGUUUCUUAGAAUUUGUACUGUACGUACAUCUGUGCACAUGUGGUCUUUUCUUGUGGAUUUUAAUAUGCUGAGUUUUUUAUACCUUUAUAUCAUAAUCACCUUAGGGAAGAUGUUGUAAACAAAAGAUGAGUUCUAUUCCUAGCAGAUAGCUCACUCCAUUGAUUCACAUUUUGCUUGGGAUAUACUUGGGUACUCAGAGACACUGGGACAGAUCUGUGACAGCCCAGACAGAGUUGGCAUUCUCUCUAUACACUGGAGCUCCAGCUCAGAGUGAGUCGCAUCCACACUGUGCUGGCAGCUUACAGGGGAUGUGGGGUCUGAAGCCCCAUUAGACUGGUUGCGUCUGAUGAGAUGCCACACUUGUCACAUGCCUGUAGAAGUCUGAGAAGCUUGGUUGUAGAGGAAUCAGCGUCAUGUCUAGCUCACUGUCCUCCCCUGGGCACAACACUUAACCUCUCUGGGUGUUGCAUGCCCAUUACCUGCCCCGUGUUAAGAAUAAGUUCAGACUCCUGGUGUUUCUAAAAUGUUUAAACUUAUAUUUGAGAUGUUCCUCAAAUUUGGGGGGAGGACCUGGGUAGGGCGUGGCGGUGCACACUUUUAAUCCCAGUACUCAGGAGGCAGAAGCAGGUGGAUCUCUG
Messenger RNA from Onychomys torridus (southern grasshopper mouse), 1166 nucleotides. RefSeq names its product leptin receptor overlapping transcript (gene Leprot). Gene Ontology annotation, cellular component: endosome. Lineage: Eukaryota; Metazoa; Chordata; Mammalia; Rodentia; Cricetidae. The record is from RefSeq and is a predicted model, not a curated record. Gene Ontology annotation, biological process: negative regulation of growth hormone receptor signaling pathway; late endosome to vacuole transport via multivesicular body sorting pathway. The coding region runs from base 107 to 502 and encodes 131 amino acids. The transcript has 4 exons.